GGAGGAUAGCAGGCCUUAGGGUAGCAGAUCAGCUGUCACCAAGGCACUGACGAGCGCACUGGUCCUCUUUGCUGUGCAGUGGAGGCCUCCUAGCGCAGCGUUGGCCUAAACCUUGGACUGGCCGCGCCUCUCCACCAGCCACACCCACGUUUCUUCGCGGCAUCGCCAGGCACACGACACCUUCUCCACCCCUUCCCGGCGCUUGCUGGCAACGACUGCAUCGCACACUCGGCUCACCGCCCGUUUGGCUACCCACCGCCAGAAUGCGCCAGCCCGUUUGCGCUCUGCUGAGCCUGCUGCUCCUCGGGCCCUCGCUCGCAGCCGCCGCCCCGCACGAUGCAGCGCCGUCGCCGUACGAUGCAGGAACCUAUGCCACGACCCACAAUGCGUCGCCGCGACCAUGGCGCAGGCUGUCCGACGCGAUUAUACGCCGGAUAUGGAGGCUGCCAGAGGACCAGAAGAGCCUGGACGGUCAAAACACGCGCACUGCUGUCGAUGCGCUGGGGGACAAGCUGGUAGCGCAGUACAGUGAAGAUGUCGUCUUGAGAUUCAAGAUACGCACGGCGGAGGAGGCCUCGGCUCUGGCGGAUGCAGCAGACGUCCUCUUCCUCGAUGUCUGGGAGUUUAAUGAGGACUGGGCAGACUUGCGCGUAUCCAAAGACGUCGUGCCUUCCUUGCUCGGGCUGCUGCCUCCAUCGCUCAAGGACGCCCACGAACCACUCCUCCAAGACCUCGGCCUCGCACAAGCAAUCUUCAACACCUACCCAUCCACUGAGACUCCACCCGUUCCCGAGAACGAUCGCUUCUCCUCGAAUCUCCGACCGUCCCCGCGCUCAGGCAAGGGCAACAUCUUCUUCCAAGACUACCAACCGCUCUCCGUCAUCAACCCCUGGAUGAGCCUCAUGGCCUCCAUGUUCACCACCCACGUCCGCCGCAUAAACAUUGGCAUAAGCUACGAAGGCCGCGACAUUCCCGCUCUGCGUGUUGGCGUGCACCCCACGAAUAACGAAGAGCCUUCCAAGCCUCGAAAGACCAUCCUUGUCACCGGCGGCAUACACGCCCGUGAGUGGAUAUCCACAAGUACCGUCAACUACCUAGCCUGGAGCUUCAUCAACGCGUACGGCAAAGACCGUGAGAUGACGCGUCUCAUGGAGGAAUUUGAUUUCGUCUUCGUCCCGACCCUGAACCCAGACGGAUACGUCUACAGCUGGGAAACCGACCGUCUAUGGCGCAAGAACCGCCAACCCACCAGUCUGCGAUUCUGCCGCGGCAUCGACCUCGACCGCAGCUACUCGUACAAAUGGGACGGCGAUGCUUCCCACUCGAACCCCUGCAGUGAAUCCUUCCCCGGCAACACUCCAUUCGACGGUGCGGAAUCAGCACGUUUUGCCGAAUGGGCGAAGAAUGAGACUGAAAACAAUGUUGACAUUAUUGGCUUCUUAGAUCUGCACUCAUACUCACAACAGAUUUUGUACCCAUACAGUUACUCGUGCGACGAGGAGCCUCCGUCUAUUGAGGACCUUGAAGAGCUUGCCAUGGGUCUGGCGAAAGCUAUCCGCGUGUCACGCAAAGGCCAAACAUACAAGGUCACAUCAGCUUGCGAAGGCAACGUAGCCUUUGCAAGUCAGAAGAAGACUAUUUUCCCGCGCAUUGAAUCGAGCGGCGGCAGUGCAUUGGACUUUUUCUACCACGAAUUGAAAGUUAGGUACUCUUACCAGAUCAAAUUGAGAGACACGGGCAGCUACGGAUUUCUGCUGCCCAAGGAGAACAUUAUACCCACCGGAGAGGAGAUGUUGGACGCGUUGUUGUACUUUGGGCGUUUCAUGUUGGGCGAGGUUGGCAUCGUCAACCAGGAGCAGCCUGCUCAAAUUGUCAAGCCGUCGCUCGAGACUGAGAUCAUCGAGUUGUAGUCCAUGGUCACUUAAUACAUUCUUCAAGACCUGACUACGCACAUUGCGUAAAGUCAUAACCGAUUUCAUGCAUUAGUGCCCGUAAUGCAGAUCCUCGAGAAGCGAACACAUCCAUGGAGUCCAAUUUUGUACAAACUCGCACAAGCGCGAAGGCGUUAAAAACAACCUUGAAAGUCGCACAGCGGCCAGGUUCUUGGAUGUUGGUUUUCAACGGCCGCCAUGCAGGUAGCGUUCUCUUGCACGUGGGAGGCCCGUGCGACGACCGUUAGUUCAAGCAUAGAUCCUUACAA
Molecule: messenger RNA, 2200 nt
Organism: Alternaria rosae
Lineage: Eukaryota; Fungi; Ascomycota; Dothideomycetes; Pleosporales; Pleosporaceae
Product: carboxypeptidase B precursor
Exons: 1
Coding region: 264-1910 (548 amino acids)
Biological process (GO): proteolysis
Molecular function (GO): metallocarboxypeptidase activity; zinc ion binding
Source: RefSeq, a predicted model, not a curated record